Molecule: messenger RNA, 657 nt
Organism: Pestalotiopsis fici W106-1
Lineage: Eukaryota; Fungi; Ascomycota; Sordariomycetes; Amphisphaeriales; Sporocadaceae
Exons: 2
Coding region: 1-657 (218 amino acids)
Biological process (GO): maturation of 5.8S rRNA; regulation of gene expression
Cellular component (GO): exosome (RNase complex); nucleolus
Molecular function (GO): RNA binding; DNA binding
Source: RefSeq, a predicted model, not a curated record
AUGGAUGUCACAGAUAUUCUACCCCAGCUCGAGCGCCUCGACGGCGAAAUCGACAACCUUGAAGAAGUCCUAGAGCCUCUACUGGGCAGUCUACCCGAGGUAGCCUCCAAGCUACCUUUGCUAGACAAGUCCAAGCUCUAUGUCCUUGUGGCAUAUGCGCUGGAGUCGAUGCUAUUCUCAUCUCUACGACUCAAUGGCGUGAAUGCGAAAGAGCAUGCCGUCUUUACAGAGUUGACGCGGAUCCGACAGUACUUUGAAAAGAUCAAGAACAUUGAAAACCCGCCGCCCAAGCCAGACCAGUCUCUCAACAAGGAAGCAGCUAUUCGUUUCAUCAGGGCUGACCUGGCCGACAACAAGGAGGUCAACACAAAGCUUAGCGAGAUGAUUGCCAAGGAGCGCGCCAGAGCCGCGAUCAAGGCUGCCCAACUCGGAGGCAAGCGCAAGGCCGAGGCAGAGCCAGAGGAGACAGACAAGAAAGAUGAAGACGACUCGGAUUCUAGCGCUGAUGACUCGGAAGCAGAGGUCGCCGUCGAUGCGCGGGCUGCCCAAGAAAAGGCUGAGGCCAAGGCAUUGGCCAAGAAGAUGGAGAAGAGGGCAAAGAAGUAUGAAAAGAUUGGCAAGAAGUUAAAGGCCAAGAAGGCGAGGCAGGCAGCCUAA